UCCAAUUCAAAAUGUUUGUGAAUUAUUAUGUGGAAAACAUCAAGGAGACUGAUAAAUAGUUGCAUUCAAUGCGUCAUGCGAUGCGGUCGUAGUAAUGUCGACCUGGAGGAAUUAGAAGAUAUACCACAGUACGACGUUCGUGAUAUACCAGUACAUUUUCGACCACAAACAUUCAACACGCCGAUAUCAAAUCGUCAGAACGAUAUUCAUCAGAGACCUAAUACACCAUGCAUAAGAAGAAACUCACCACCAGAAGUCGUGACAAAGAUGCGACAAGCCCUGGAGGAAAUGAACGAAAGAAAACCACGUGUCGUCGAAAAAGCACGAGGGGAUCAUGAAACUGUAUCAUCCAUGGAAGUUUGCAAGCAGUCAAGAUCAUCGUCCAUAGACGAGAAGUGAAUGAAAAUCCAUUUUAAUAUCUGAGCGUCCUUAAUUUUUCUAUAAUUAUCAUCAUCGACGUAAUCGAGAAUGCGAUAUUACCUUGUAUCGUGAACUUCAAUCAGCUCCCUUUAUAUUCGAAAUCAUUUAACAAUUUUUAUUACAUGUAACAAAAUUCA
This is a messenger RNA of Cephus cinctus (wheat stem sawfly), 557 nucleotides long. RefSeq lists its product as uncharacterized. The record is from RefSeq and is a predicted model, not a curated record. The transcript has 2 exons. Bases 28 to 399 code for a protein of 123 amino acids. NCBI's taxonomy places the organism in Eukaryota, Metazoa, Arthropoda, Insecta, Hymenoptera, Cephidae.